CAUUGGCUAACAAAGUGUAUAAAGCAAUGCUACCAACUUUCUAAGACGUGACACUUCUGGACGUAACUCUGCCAGCGUUCCAGAUUGUUGGCCAUCCAGCUGCUUAAUUUGGUCAAAUAAAGUGCUGCUUGAUCAAGAAGUCGCCGCUUGGUUUAUCUGAUAAGGUUGAUACAGUAUCUCAGGUUUAAUUAAGGAAUUGGAAUCUUACAGGUAAACAGUUUGUCGCGCAGAGUUGAAGCUAUGGUGCUGAUCAGAGUGCUGGCAAACCUUCUGAUACUACAGCUUUCUUACGAUUUGCUGCAUUAUACAGCGUGCAAUAUCUGGGUCAUUGCUUCUGAAACAAAUAUCAAAACCGCACAAAAGUCUUCUGAACUGGUCGUUGGAGGUCAUCCAUGUAACAUAAAUGAACAUCGUUCCCUUGUUGUCUUGUUUAACUCCAGCAGUUUUCUCUGCGCUGGGACUUUGAUCAAUGAGGAAUGGGUGCUCACCGCUGCACACUGCGACAGUAAAAAUUUCCAGAUGCAGCUUGGUGUGCAUAGCAAAAAGGUACUAAAUGAGGAUGAGCAGACAAGAGACCCAAAGGAGAAGUUCAUUUGUCCCAAUAAGAAAAAAGAUGAUGAAAAUGACAAGGACAUCAUGUUGAUCAGGCUGGACAGCCCUGUUAGCAACAGUGAACACAUCGCGCCUCUCAGCUUGCCUUCCAGCCCUCCCAGUGUGGGCUCAGUAUGCCGUAUUAUGGGAUGGGGCACAAUCACACCUACUAAAGAGACGUAUCCCGAUGUCCCUCAUUGUGCUAACAUUAACAUACUCGAUCAUGCGGUGUGUCGAGCAGCUUAUCCAUGGAAUCUGGUGACAAGCACAACAUUGUGUGCAGGUACCCAGCAAGGAGGCAAAGAUACAUGUAGGGGUGACUCUGGGGGACCCCUCAUCUGUAAUGGACAAUUCCAGGGCAUUGUAUCUUGGGGGGGGCAUCCUUGUGGCCAAGCACAUGAGCCUGGCGUCUACACCAAGGUCUUCAAUUAUACUGACUGGAUCCAGAGCAUUAUUGCAGGAAAUACAGAUGCGACCUGCCCCCCAUGAAAACUUUUGAAAAAGUUAGGAGGAGAAAAUGUAACAUAUUUGUACAUCUCUUCUAUAUCCCUAACCAUAUCCAACUACAUUGGAAUAUAUUCCCAGGCAGUAAGCUUUUUUUAGACUCAAAUAGGACUGCCUUUGGAGUAAGAAAUGCUCAAAAUAGUGCUGCAGGGAUCAUGUCCCAUUUAAUUUCAGUAUAAAACAAUCUCAGUAAAAUGGAGGCCUGUUUCAGGGUGAGGUGCAAAAUUUUCUGAUUCUAAAAUGGACCAUUCCAAAUAUUUUAACCU
Messenger RNA from Crotalus tigris (Tiger rattlesnake), 1361 nucleotides. RefSeq names its product venom plasminogen activator-like. Gene Ontology annotation, molecular function: serine-type endopeptidase activity. NCBI's taxonomy places the organism in Eukaryota, Metazoa, Chordata, Lepidosauria, Squamata, Viperidae. The record is from RefSeq and is a predicted model, not a curated record. Gene Ontology annotation, biological process: proteolysis.